Molecule: messenger RNA, 1740 nt
Organism: Vicugna pacos (alpaca)
Lineage: Eukaryota; Metazoa; Chordata; Mammalia; Artiodactyla; Camelidae
Source: RefSeq, a predicted model, not a curated record
GCGAGGGGGCCGGGCCCGGGGGCGGGGCCUGUCGCGCGCGUCCCCUGACUUGUCCCCGGCCCCGAGCCCUGCCCCCGGCCCCGUGCUUAUAACCCGGGAUGAGCGCCGCAAGCAGCCCUGCUCCGCCGCCUGCCGCCGCCAACUAGCUCCCGACGAGAUGUCCAGCAAAGGCUCCGUGGUCCUGGCCUACAGUGGUGGCCUGGACACCUCCUGCAUCCUCGUGUGGCUGAAGGAGCAAGGCUAUGACGUCAUCGCCUACCUGGCCAACAUCGGCCAGAAGGAAGACUUUGAGGAAGCCAGGAAGAAGGCCCUGAAGCUCGGGGCCAAAAAGGUGUUCAUUGAAGACGUCAGCAAGGAGUUUGUGGAGGAGUUCAUCUGGCCCGCCAUCCAGUCCAGCUCACUGUAUGAGGACCGCUACCUCCUGGGCACCUCUCUGGCCAGGCCCUGCAUCGCCCGGAAACAGGUGGAGAUUGCCCAGAGAGAGGGAGCCAAAUAUGUGUCUCACGGUGCCACGGGAAAGGGCAAUGACCAGGUCCGGUUUGAGCUCACCUGCUACUCACUGGCCCCCCAGAUUAAGGUCAUCGCUCCUUGGAGGAUGCCCGAAUUUUACAACCGUUUCCAGGGUCGCAACGAUCUGAUGGAGUACGCCAAGCAACACGGAAUCCCCAUCCCAGUCACCCCCAAGAACCCGUGGAGCAUGGACGAGAACCUCAUGCACAUCAGCUACGAGGCUGGAAUCCUGGAGAACCCCAAGAACCAAGCGCCUCCAGGCCUUUACACCAAGACCCAGGACCCGGCCAAAGCCCCCAACAGCCCGGACAUCCUUGAGAUCGAGUUCAAGAAAGGGGUCCCUGUGAAGGUGACCAGCAUCAAGGAUGGCACCACGCACAGCACGUCCUUGGAGCUCUUCAUGUACCUGAACGAAGUCGCGGGCAAGCAUGGCGUGGGCCGCAUCGACAUCGUGGAGAACCGCUUCAUUGGAAUGAAGUCCCGAGGUAUCUACGAGACCCCAGCGGGGACGAUCCUUUACCACGCUCAUUUAGACAUCGAGGCCUUCACCAUGGAUCGGGAAGUACGCAAAAUCAAACAAGGCCUGGGCUUGAAAUUCGCCGAGCUGGUGUACACGGGGUGUCGAGGGAAAUGUGCCAGUCCCCUAGGAUGUCCCGCUGCCUCUGCCACCUGCGAGCCGCAUGACUCCAGCAGGCCAGGGAAGCAGCUCCUGUCGUCCCUGAGGCUGCCAAGUCUUAUCCAGCACGUGCCAGGUUUCUGGCACAGCCCUGAGUGUGAGUUUGUCCGCCACUGCAUCGCCAAGUCCCAGGAGCGUGUGGAAGGGAAAGUGCAGGUGUCUGUCUUCAAGGGCCAGGUGUACAUCCUCGGCCGGGAGUCCCCACUGUCCCUCUACAAUGAGGAGCUGGUGAGCAUGAACGUGCAGGGCGAUUACGAGCCGAUUGAUGCCACUGGUUUCAUCAACAUCAACUCCCUCAGGCUGAAGGAAUAUCAUCGCCUUCAGAGCAAGGUCACCACCAAAUAGACCCGCUGACAAUGAGGAGCUGGGCCCCCUCCCUUUGCCUGUCUCCCAAGUACAGCUGCUAAUUGUUGUGAUGAUUUGUAAUUGUGACUUGUUCUCCAGGGCUGGCAGUGUAGUGGGAGUGCCAGGCCCUAGCUUUGUUCCCUGGUCCCCUGUAGCCUGUAGAAGUGGUCAGCAAACUGAAGGAGAGGGUGCGGCUACAGUGAGGAGCU